This is a messenger RNA of Impatiens glandulifera, 1713 nucleotides long. Its product is annotated as dnaJ protein P58IPK homolog. The transcript is spliced from 9 exons. NCBI's taxonomy places the organism in Eukaryota, Viridiplantae, Streptophyta, Magnoliopsida, Ericales, Balsaminaceae. Gene Ontology annotation, molecular function: protein binding. Gene Ontology annotation, cellular component: endoplasmic reticulum lumen. The record is from RefSeq and is a predicted model, not a curated record. Bases 122 to 1552 code for a protein of 476 amino acids.
CAAAUCCAGUUAAACCAAGAAGAAGACUUUGAAUCUGUAUAUACAAAUUAUACACACAACAAGUCCUGAUAUAUAUGAGAAUAUAGAAGAUUGAUUGAUUGUUUUAGGUUUCACAUCCGCCAUGGACUUUGUAGCUUGGAGGGGCAUCUUUUGCACAUUUUUCAUCCUUCAUUUCGUUUUUGCUUGUCAGCUUCUUCUCCUCCAACCUCUUGUCUCUGCCCUAGAUGGAAAGACAGGUGUGGCUUCUGAGCUUUUUGAGAGAGCUUCAGAAAGCAUAAAGAUGAAACAUUACUCUGAGGCACUUGAUGAUCUAAAUUCAGCUAUUGAGGCAGAUCCACAAUUUUCCGAGGCAUAUUGGCAUAGAGGAUCUGUCCUACGCCAGCUUUGCAGAUAUGACGAUUCAGAGAAGAACUACAAAACAUAUUUGGAAAUGAAGCCCAAAAGCUCAGCUGCUGAAAAGGAGCUUUCCCAGUUACUACAGGCUCGUGAUGCUUUGGAAAAAGCUAUUGAUCUGUAUGAAUCAGGGGAUUUCACUAAAUCAUUGGAUUAUGUAGAGAAAGUUGUUCUCGUAUUUUCUCCUUCAUGUACAAGGGCCAAAAUUCUAAAGUUAAGAUUAUUGCUCGCAACUAAAGAUUACUCAUUUGUCAUCUCUGAAUCUGGAUAUCUUCUUAAGGAAGAUGAGAGCAAUCUUGAUGCUUUACUGUUACGUGGUAGAGCCUAUUAUUUUUUAGCUGACCAUGAUAUUGCAACCAGGCAUUACCAAAAAGGACUUCGUUAUGAUCCAGAGCAUAGUGAACUGAAGAAAGCAUAUUUUGGAUUGAAAAAUCUGCUUAAGAAGACAAAAAGUGCAGAAGAUAAUGUAGUUAAGGGCAAGCUGCGUCUAGCUGUAGAGGAUUUUAAAGCAGCUAUUGCCAUGGACCCAAACCAUAUUGCACAUAAUGUACACCUUAACCUUGGUUUAUGUAAGGUCCUUGUUAAACUUGGCAGAGGAAAAGAUGCCUUGAACAGUUGCACUGAAGUACUUAACAUUGAUGAAGAAAAUGUUGAAGCUUUAGUUCAGAGGGGUGAGGCAAAACUUUUGACAGAAGAUUGGGAGGGAGCUGUUGCAGAUUUAAAAUCAGCUGCUGAAAAUUCGCCUCAGGAUAUGAAUGUUCGCGAGGUAUUGAUGAGGGCAGAGAAGGCAUUGAAACUAAGCCAAAGAAAAGACUGGUACAAGAUCUUGGGAAUUUCAAGGACAUCAUCGAUAGCAGAGAUAAAGCGAGCUUACAAGAAGCUUGCUCUUCAGUGGCAUCCAGAUAAGAAUGUUGACAAUAGAGAAGUAGCUGAAGAAAAAUUCCGAGAAAUCGCUGCUGCCUAUGAGAUUCUUGGAGAUGAUGACAAACGGAAUAGGUAUGACCAAGGAGAAGACAUUGAAGACAUGGGUGGAAUGGGCGGAGGUGGAGGCGGAUUCAACCCUUUCGAAGGUGGUGGAGGUGGAUACACAUUUCACUUUGAGGGCGGUUUUCCAGGCGGAGGUGGUGGUGGCGGUGGAUUCGGUGGAUUCGGUUUUUGAUCAAAGCCACCCAAAUCCGUCCGGUAAAGUUUUUAGCAUAGUUUAUAAAUUGUUGUAACAACAGUUCAAGCUGAUCCAUAUUGAUGAGCACAUAUUCUUCUACAGUUUCUUUUACAUCAAUAAUUUUUCCUCAGUUCAUAAUUAAGAUUUCAAUUAUAAUA